Messenger RNA from Penaeus monodon (black tiger shrimp), 552 nucleotides. RefSeq lists its product as uncharacterized. The transcript has 3 exons. The coding region runs from base 20 to 412 and encodes 130 amino acids. NCBI's taxonomy places the organism in Eukaryota, Metazoa, Arthropoda, Malacostraca, Decapoda, Penaeidae. The record is from RefSeq and is a predicted model, not a curated record.
UGAUGGAACAACAUCUUUGAUGCUUGCUGUGCAGAGGAAGUGGGAGCAGACAGUAGAAAAACUUUUAGACAAUGGUGCUGAUGUUAACAUCGCAAAAACAGACGGAGUGUUAGCUCUUCAUUUUGGAAUUGAAUUUUGUUCUGAUGAAGCAAGCAAACCUUCAGAUGAAAAUGUAUGUGAGGAAAGUCUAGCUGCUGUCUCACCUGAACAACUCUGUAUCAUGAAGAAGAUUUUGGACCUUACUGACAAUACACUUAUCAUUCCAAAGUCAGCAGAAGCAAUCAAGUACAGUCUUUACCACUUGGCAGUUGAAUGGGACAAAAAGCACCUGUCACUGCUGACAUCUGGCAUCCUACACAGGGUGUCCAGAGACCAACAAGAAGAGGUCCUAGAACUUUUGGUGCUGCUUUAAAGUCAUGAGUAAAGGUUUAUACAGGAUAGCUCUAGCUGAAAGUAUCGAAGAUUUUGGAGUGGUUUGUUUUUUAUCACUGAUUUCUUGUAAACCUUGAAAUCCUUUAUCAAAUGAAUAAAAGGCCAAGAUCUUGACCUAGA